AUGGACAUUCACAAACAGAAAGUAGUGCAACAACAGUGGCUCAUCAAUUCCGUCAGUUCGCGAUGGUUGUUGUGUGUCGUUGUCAUCGGUGUGCUACUGCGUGGUGGGACUUUAGCUAACGCCUCCCGCUCACGGCGGCUCGUCUGUUACUUCACCAACUGGUCACCGAGCCGUCCGGCCGAGUUCGCCUACGGAAUCGACGAUAUACCGGCGGAGCUGUGCACACACGUGACGUACUAUGCCGCUGGAGUGGAUGCGCAGAACUAUGAGCUCAAGACGGACAACGCAAAGUACGAUAUUCUGCAGGAUGGAUUCAAGAAGUUUGCUAACCUCAAGAAAACCCAUCCACACCUACGACUUUCGGUAACUGUUGCGUGCGAAGAAAGCCGCUGUGGAGCAUUCACAGCGAUGGCUUCAUCGCUGGUCCGACGCCAGAAAUUUAUCACGAGUACGAUGCAGUUUUUGGAACGGUACGGCAUCGAUGGAAUCGAAAUUGGAUGGAUCUGGCCUGGUGGAGAUAGUAGCGAUCGCAGAGCUGACAAGGACAAUCUCUAUCAUCUGAUCGUAGAACUGAAGCGAAGCUUCAAAGAGACAGGAAAUGACUGGGAGGUGGUUGUUUUUGUCCCAAUGAAACGCAACAAAAUCGAACAGGGCUUCCAUCAGCAGCUGAUAUGCCAAGCUGCCGAUUUCGUCCAUCUGACGGGUUAUGAUAUUCGCGAGGAUUGCAAAACGUUCGCCGAUGUUCACAGUCCGAUGAACAAUCGAGCUUUCGAUCAGGGCGAGCUCAUUGAUGCUAACGUAAAGGGUGGAAUCCAGCACUGGAUUGCAGCCGGUUGUCCUGCGGAGAAGAUCGUCCUAGAGGUCGCAUUGUACGGACGAUCGUACACACUGGCCAACGAGGCCGAACACGAUCUAGCGGCUCCAAUAACGGGUCCUGGUCACAUAGGGCAGUACACCAGGAGCUCAAGCUAUAAGGCCUACUUUGAGAUCUGCAUCGAACUCAAGAGUCCCGGAUGGACGAUCGAUUGGGAUGUACAAGGCAUGUGUCCUUACGCGUACAAUGGUGACCAGUGGGUUGGGUUCGAGAACGAAAACUCCGUCACGGAGAAGGCAGUAUACGCGGCAGCGACCGGCCUAGCCGGUCUCUACGCUUACCCAAUCGAUUUAGAUGACUAUAAGGGCGUUUGCGGUAAGAAAUACCCGCUGUUGAAUGCUCUGCGCGAUGCAUACGAGCUGGACAAGGCUCCAGAGGAUAAAGAAGACGAUUUGACGUUUGCCAUUUGGCGCUACAGACGCACUGUACCAUCAACAAUAAGCACUUAA
Messenger RNA from Anopheles aquasalis, 1323 nucleotides. RefSeq names its product endochitinase-like. Lineage: Eukaryota; Metazoa; Arthropoda; Insecta; Diptera; Culicidae. Gene Ontology annotation, cellular component: extracellular region. Gene Ontology annotation, biological process: chitin catabolic process; carbohydrate metabolic process. The record is from RefSeq and is a predicted model, not a curated record. Gene Ontology annotation, molecular function: chitinase activity; chitin binding.